Pollicipes pollicipes is the source of this 2849-nucleotide messenger RNA. Its product is annotated as TGF-beta-activated kinase 1 and MAP3K7-binding protein 1. Gene Ontology annotation, molecular function: protein serine/threonine phosphatase activity. The record is from RefSeq and is a predicted model, not a curated record. The transcript has 8 exons. Gene Ontology annotation, biological process: protein dephosphorylation. NCBI's taxonomy places the organism in Eukaryota, Metazoa, Arthropoda, Thecostraca, Pollicipedomorpha, Pollicipedidae. Bases 119 to 1492 code for a protein of 457 amino acids.
GGGCGCUACAUUCGCGGCUUAGGUUAAGAGCGGAUAGGGAUAUGAGCUUAGCUCUUGGGAUUAGCCAGUUCGAAGCGAAGACGCAGCUUUGAGUUGGCUGCCCCAAGAGUAAGACAGGAUGUCGUCGACUCCAACGGCGUCCAGCGGGCCCCACCUGCCGCUGCAGAGCCUGCCACAGCAGCAGAGCAGCUGGACGGACGACCUGCCCGUCUGCAACAACUCUGGCGUUGGUUACGAAACGAACAAGGCGUACCGGCGUGACGGUUACCGGACCCAGGAGCACACACAGGAGGACUACAGCUUCCACUUUGAGCUGGACACCGACCUCUGCCUGUACGGCGUGUUCGACGGCCAUGAUGGGUCGCGCGCUGCCCACUUCGCCCAGCAGCGAAUGCCAGCGGAGCUGAGCUUCGGCCAGCUGACCCGGCGCGGCAGCUCGGACGAGAGCGUGUGCGUGGCGCUGCAGCAGGCGUUCCUGGCCGUCGAGAAGGGCUUCUUCGAGAUGAUCGACGAGGCGCUGGCCCAGCGCGCCAUGCUGCUCUCCGAGAUACCGGCGGGCCUGACCGAGUUCGAGGCGAACCGGGAUCAUCCGGCGGCGAUGCAGAAGCUGACCCAGCUCAACUCUCGGAUCAGCGGCGGCACCACGGCCGUCGUGGUGGUGGUCCACCAGAACCGGCUGUACGUGUCCAACGUGGGGGACUCGCGCGCUCUGCUCUGUAAGACGGACGAGAACGGCAUUCUGAAGGUACUGCAGCUGACCACUGACCAUACGCUGACCAACGAGGACGAGCUGUUGCGUCUGCAGCAGCUCGGCAUGGACGUGACGCCGCUCAGACAAGGCGAGACGCUGGCCGGCCAGGAGGUGACGCGCUGCCUGGGCAACUACCGGGUGAAGGGCGGCUACCGCGAGGACGAGCGCCUGCGCGCCUGCUGCGCCGAGCCGGCGCUGGCCGAGCCCGACUUCGUCAGCGUGCAGCUGGACGAGUCGUGCCGCUUCCUGCUGCUGCUCUCGCGCGGCCUCUACCGCGCCCUGGAGGAGGUGCGCGACGAGCCGCAGGUCAACAAGGAGGUGGCCCAGCUGGUAGUGGAGGAGUUCGCCAAGUCGACCACGCUGGCGGGCGUGGCGCAGACGGUCGUGAACCGCGUGGCGCGCGACCACCAGGACUGCUUCAUCAACUCCGGCAACAAGCGGUGCCAGCGCUGCGAGGACAUGACGCUGCUGGUGCGCAACUUCAGCUACCCGCUGCGGUCGUCCGGCGGCGCCAGCACCGUCACCUCUAACACGUUCGUCACCACGGGCCACCCCAGCACCACCAGCAGCAGCACCAACUCGUCCGAACAGAACACCAACCCCUACUCUCUGUCCCUGGACGCCGACCAGCGCAUCAAGCCCUACAUCUCGUUCGACGGGUACCGCGAGAACCUGCAGAAGGCGAAGGAGCGUGGCGAGUUCACCGACGAAACGUGGUGGAAGCGCCUGCUGAACAUGUAGCGCGCGCUCCCGCGUCCGUCGGCGCUGCCCGCGAAGCUGUUGCUGAACGCUGGUGCGUCGGCCUCCUCCGGUGCUGCGCGGUGGUGUCUGAGAGACUGGCUCUGAUCGCUCCGGUGGCCAUUGGACCGUUUGUGGCAGCGAGUUACUGCUGGGUCAUUGCUGGGUCAUCGCACGCGCCUCCUCUGUGAUAGCGGUAAGCUGUUUCUAAUGUCGUCGGUCGCCCGCUGAUGCCGCGCGAAGGCCGCCGUCGUGUUUCCCCCGGCUGUAGCCCCGCCCUCCGAGUCACAUGGCGGCCCUGUGGCCGGGGGCGACGCUCCGAGCGGCUGGCCUUUAUCCAGCCAGCGGUGAGGUGCAGCGCUGGAGUUGCUGCACCGCGGGACUGUAGGCUUUGGCCGCUGGGAAUGUGUUUGUCUUUGGGCGCCAUGAGGGGUGGGCAGGGGAAGACGGAGCAGCGCAGACACUGGCCUGCCAGCAGCCGCAGGACGGAUGGAGCGGAACGCGUCGGCUGCUGUCUAUUCUGAGACAGGACUUUAAAGCCGUGUUAGGCUUUUCAGUUCAGUAAAGCUUUCCUAAUGGUGAUUUACGUGUUUUGUGUGCUUAAUGACGAGGCUAUGAAAUGAAAGGUAGUCUGCGUAGAGGCACAGCUGGUAUGCUCGAAUUUGACUUUGUACGUUAUGGGUAUGUUCGUUUUUGACUCUGGACAUUUUUGGACUGUCUGCUGCUCCGCACGUACGUCCAUGACCAGCUCUAAUUGGAGGAAGCAGAUGUCUGAUACAUUUUAAUAGGUCAUUUUGCUCUGAUUACAAUGUUCUAUGGCAUUUCGUUUAUUAUCGUGGUUGCAUGCACUGGCCUUCGAAUUGUCAACUUCUGUUCUGAUCGAAAUUUUAAGUUUUCAUCUGAUUCUUUGAAUCCAUGCAUCCAAGCCAAACUUUUAUCAUUGCUAUGCACGUAUCUCGUGAAAUGUAGUUCAGUCUUGAUAUUUAAAAUCAUUUUCAUUGAAAACAUUUUGUUUCGUGCUCAGCUUAUUCGCACGUUUUGUCUUCAUUGGUAUGUUGGUCUGCUUCGCCCAGUUUAUCCUAAUUUGUGACGUUUUUGCGAUUUCCAUGUGAUCCUUUUACUACCCCGGGCUACGCUCUGUGUUAAAAUUAUGUGACCCGUGUAUGGCAGGCUAAUGUGUACCACUGUUGUCUUGGUCGUGUUCACUCUGUGUGUUUCAUUGUUGCUUAUGGUUCCUCAUAAUGGCGAUGAGAUGGUCUCGGUAGGCGCUUUUGGUAGCCGCUUUUACAAGCCGGAUCGCACAGAUGGCGCUGUAUUUUCGUCGCGUGAACAGGAGUGCCGCUACACUGUAAUACAUGGU